AUGCUACUAUUACUAUUGUCGAUAUUGGCACUUGCCAUUGUACCAUUUCAUCCAUCGGAAGCAACGUUUGGAGAACCCAAAGCCGGGAUGAUUCUUCAUGCAGGUGACAGCAAAACACGAUCGGGUCUUUUGAGCUCUGAUCAUAGCUGCGUCGAGUAUCCAAGCAAGUUCCCAGCUCAUACCGCACAAAAUGUUGGCAAUACACAUUGUGGAUUGUGGACAGACAAGAAUUGUACAGGAUCGCUAUACGUGGUGCCAGCCCAUUAUGCCAUCGACAUGCCUGGUGAUGCCUAUGGUUCAGUUAUAUGUUAG
This is a messenger RNA of Lichtheimia ornata, 312 nucleotides long. RefSeq lists its product as uncharacterized. Bases 1 to 312 code for a protein of 103 amino acids. The transcript has a single exon. Lineage: Eukaryota; Fungi; Mucoromycota; Mucoromycetes; Mucorales; Lichtheimiaceae. The record is from RefSeq and is a predicted model, not a curated record.